This is a messenger RNA of Yarrowia lipolytica CLIB122, 1119 nucleotides long. RefSeq lists its product as uncharacterized. Gene Ontology annotation, molecular function: hydrolase activity, acting on ester bonds. Lineage: Eukaryota; Fungi; Ascomycota; Dipodascomycetes; Dipodascales. The record is from RefSeq and is a predicted model, not a curated record. Gene Ontology annotation, biological process: phospholipid catabolic process.
AUGAAGAUCGAUAUUGCUCUUGUUGUGCUGCUGGCUACAGCUGUUUCCGCUGCUCCCCCCACAUUCUCCAAGAUCCAACCCUCGCCAGACGCUAUUGCUUCUGCGGCAGCAACCGCUAAAUCCAACCAUUGGAAGGACGAGGGCUACGAAACCGUUAAGGGUCAGGUGUUUGACAAAUACUACCAGAUCUGGCUGGAAAACACCAACUACGACAAGGCGUUCGGACAGGCCGACCUAAAGGCCUUAACAGACGAGGGUAUCCUGCUCACCAACUACUGGUCUCUGACUCACCCCUCGCAGCCCAACUACAUUGCCGCUGUGUCCGGAGACUACUUUGGAGACAUGACCGACUCGUUCAAGCGGGUGCCUGAGGAGGUGGCCACUGUCGCAGAUCUGCUCGACACCAAGCACAUCUCUUGGGGCGAGUACCAGGAACACCAGCCAUACACCGGCUACGACGGCUAUGAGUUCAAGAACGCUGAUGGAGCCAACGACUACGUGAGAAAGCACAACCCUCUCAUCAACUACGACUCUGUCGCCAACAAGAAGGAGCGCCUGGGCAACCUCAAGAACUUCACCGAGUUCUACAAAGAUCUCAAGAACGCUGACCUGCCCCAGUGGGCCUUCAUCACUCCCAACAUGACCAACGAUGGCCACGACUCCGAUAUUGAGGUGGCUGGAAAGUGGUCAUCCAGCUUCAUCCGACCAUUGCUCAAGAACCCCACCUUCUACGACAACAACCUCAUCAUUCUGACCUUUGACGAGAAUCAUAACUACCUGACAAAGAACCGAGUCUAUGCCGUUCUUCUGGGUGGUUCUAUUCCUGACCACCUCAAGGGAACCACCGACGACACCUUCUACGACCACUACACCAACCUUGCUACGGUUCAGGCCAACUGGAAGCUUCCCCAUCUUGGACGAAAGGAUGUUGACGCCAAUAUCUUCAAGUUUGUGGCUGAUAAGCUUGACAUCAAGAACGAUGACGUUGACACUACCUGGAAAUUCAACAAUGUGCCUGAGAGUGGUUACUUCCAGAACAAGAACAAGGGCAUUCCUGCUCCUGACGUGAACGCUGUGGGUCGAUCUGGCAACCACAUUUUGCCUAGCCUCAGAAACUAA